Messenger RNA from Metopolophium dirhodum (rose-grain aphid), 795 nucleotides. RefSeq lists its product as uncharacterized. The coding region runs from base 1 to 795 and encodes 264 amino acids. The transcript is spliced from 2 exons. NCBI's taxonomy places the organism in Eukaryota, Metazoa, Arthropoda, Insecta, Hemiptera, Aphididae. The record is from RefSeq and is a predicted model, not a curated record. Gene Ontology annotation, molecular function: nucleic acid binding.
AUGUACGAAUUGAGACAGAAUAAUGACACAAGGCCGGUAGUUUACCUAGACGAAACAUGGGUAAACCUUAACCAUACGCAAGGUUAUAUAUGGCAAAAUCCAGAAAACACCGAAGGACUCAAAGUACCAAUUGGAAAGGGUUCUCGACUCAUUGUAUGCUACGCUGGUUCACCUUCAUUUGGAUUUGUGAACAAUUCAAAAUUGGUCUUUCGAUGUAAAUCGGGUAGUACGGAAGACUAUCAUUCGCAAAUGAACGCGGACAUUUUUGAAAAAUGGUUUGUUGAAAUGUUGGCCAGUUUAGAAGAACCGUCUGUUGUGGUAAUGGACAAUGCUUCCUACCAUUCUGUGAUAGCCGAAGAUUAUCCUAGAGCAAACGCGCGAAAGGCAGAUAUUCAAAAAUGGCUUGAAAAAAAAUUCAUUUCAUAUUCACCGAGAAAUAAAUAUAAGCUUGAUGAAGUCGCGUUACAAAUGGGUCAUGAAGUGGUAAGACUUCCACCUUACCAAUGUCAGUACAACCCAAUUGAGCUGAUUUGGGCGCAAGUCAAGGGUGAAGUCGCCAAAAAAUACAGCACUUUCAAAAUAAGAGAUGUUGAAGUGUUGGUAAAUAAUGCCUUAGAUGAGAUAACUAAAGAGACUUGGAAAAAGUGUGGCGAACAUUGCAAUAAACUCCAAGAUGCAGAUUUCAUAAAGGAAGGGUUAAGGGAUGAAAUAUUAGAGCCCAUCAUACUUACAAUAAAUCCUGAUGACAGUUCGACUGAUGAAGACGAAAACGACGAUGACGAAUUACCUUAUUAA